Leptopilina heterotoma is the source of this 6388-nucleotide messenger RNA. It is a transcript of the gene RhoGAP1A, whose product is annotated as active breakpoint cluster region-related protein. The record is from RefSeq and is a predicted model, not a curated record. Gene Ontology annotation, cellular component: membrane. Gene Ontology annotation, molecular function: GTPase activator activity; guanyl-nucleotide exchange factor activity. The transcript has 11 exons. NCBI's taxonomy places the organism in Eukaryota, Metazoa, Arthropoda, Insecta, Hymenoptera, Figitidae. The coding region runs from base 565 to 3849 and encodes 1094 amino acids. Gene Ontology annotation, biological process: intracellular signal transduction; positive regulation of GTPase activity.
AGCUAAAAACCUACGCAGAAGAUGUCAAGACGGGAGAUGUCGGCAAGAUGACAAGCGUUCGCAUGACGCUGGUCUCAUUAGAAUUAAUAAAAACAGAAAAAAAAUUUCAUUCCCCGUGUCUUUAUUAAGUGACAAAAAUAGUUGUGUUAAAAAAUUGUGUUUACUAUAUCUGUCAGAAGGGGAAAAAAAAAAAAAAAAUUUGUGUUUCUCUUCGUGAUUUUUUCGAUGCCGCCCUCUCCCCCACCCUAUAUCCCUAAAAGAAAAGUCCAUUGACGUCGUGACAAUCAUCCUUUUUUUUCUCUCUCUCUCUCUCACUCCAAUUCUUGCUCUUUAAAUUCUCUGUUUAUAAAUAUAUAUAUAUUUAAAUGUAUAUAUACACCUAUUGUGUAGACGAUCGUCGUCAUCAUCGUCGUCACCGUCGUCAUAUCGAAAAAUCUACAAAAUGUCCAUCUAAAUAAGUGUGUGCGGUUCAAAAAAAAAAAAAAAAAAAAAAAAAAAUCGUACAAAAAUUAUUUUGUGUAUUUUUGAGUGUCAUUUGGAUUUAUAGAAGAGAAAAUAAGGGAUAUGAGCAUUUUCGGUGAUUUCCAGAGGGUCUGGGUCCAACGAUUCCCAGACAGCGCCCUGCCGGCCGCCUGGGAGGAAGACGUCAGAGCCAAUCUCGUCAAACACCAACACAAGGUCGCUGCUUUGAGGGAAGAACUCGAGAAAGAGGAAUUUUACGUGGAAUAUCUUGAGAGGUUACUCGCCGAUGUUGAACGACAUAAACGAUUAGCAAAUAAUUCAACAACCGAAUCAAAAGCAUCGUGUACAGAAUCACCAAGUCAAAGUUUUCAUACCGCCGAAAAUAGUCUCAAUGAAUCGUCAACGAUAAAAAAUAACGAAAAUGAAAAUACCGUCGAUACAAAUCCAGUACGUGAGGAUAUUAGUACACUGCAGGAUAAAUGUGUUUCGGAAUUGAGUUCAACAUUAAAUUGUCAUCGACGACCCAAAAGUGAAAUACCACGAAGUCCCGAGAAAGUACCUGAAUUUCGAAGGAACAGUAAUCCAGACGUACCGAGUAAUUAUGUCACAGUCAUUGAAGUCACUGGUAGUUCGAAAAAGGAGAAAAACGAGGAGACCGUCAAGGAUGAGGAGGAAAAGGUGGAUUCAGAUGAAAAGGUGACGAACGAAGACGCUGAGGAUGGAGAUGCCGAAGCUUCAGAAGAGGAACCUUAUUAUGAUUCCGUAGCUCUGGAUCAAACGGGAGAAUAUGUUUACAUUGAUUCGAGAGUAACGGCUAAUGAGAAUAAUGGUAAUAAACUUCCGGUACGGAGGCCGCCCUCCUUACCAGAAUCACCAGGGAACCAAAGUAACUACGUCAACAUUGACUACUUCAUCCAGUUCCUCAGGCACAGGGCCGCGAUGGACAGUGAGGACGAGGAGGGUCCAAGUCCAGCGCCACCGAUCCUCCUUCGUGCUCUUUCAACAGACAACGAGACAGGAAGUAGUGACGCUGAACCGCUAAGUUUGAGUGAAGGGAGCUUAGAGUCACCCACACCAACGACACCAAGACGUCAGGAAAAGGGCAAAGAUGGCGAAGACGAUCGAACAUCAAUGGUCAAGUGUAUCGUCAGUUCUGUCAUCGAAAGUGAGACCAUCUAUGUUGAAUGUCUAAAUGUCAUGUUACAAUACAUGAAAGCAAUUAGGGCGACUUUAACCACAUCCCAACCGGUAAUAUCAGAAGAGGAAUUUGGAACAAUGUUCUAUAAGAUACCCGAACUUCAUGCAAUACAUCAAACAUUUCUUGAGGGUCUGCGCAAGAAAAUGGAGAAAUGGGACUGUAAAACGACAGUUGGGGAACAAUUUAAGGUGAUGGGUAGCAAUAUUGGUGUUUAUGGUGCAUUUUUGCAUAAUUAUGCCAGAGCAACAGAUACUGUACGACGAUGUUCACAUCAUUCGGCCCAAUUUGGUGAAAUUACCAGGGACAUUAGAUUACGGGGAUUUCCAAAGGGACCGGGAUUAUCACUCGAGGAUUUAUUACAUAAACCAGUUGCACGAGUUCAAAAGAAUGCCCUCGUUCUCCAUGAUCUACUUAAGCAUACACCAUCAACGCACGCGGAUCAUGCACCACUAACUGAAGCCCUGGCAAUGACGAGAAAAUUCCUCGACGAGUUUAACAUUAUUCAAACCAAAUCUAUGUUCCCGAGUCAUGAUCGAGCACAACGGCGACUUGUCAAGAACUCAUUCGUAGUCGAAUUAGCCGAUGGACAUCGAAAAUUACGUCAUCUCUUUCUCUUUAACGAUGUGAUUGCUUGCGCCAAAUAUAAAGCGUCCGGACGUGAAAAGUUCACCUUCGAGCUAAAAUGGUAUAUUCCAGUAGCGGAAGCAAUGGUCCUUGAGGACGGUAUCGAACCUAGAGAAAAUAGUCCUGCUAACGUUGUAGCCCUCAGAUCACAGGCGUGCACCGUAAGAGAUCAAAUUUUAUGGGAGGAGCGUAAUGAUGAGAAGAGAAUUCGCAUUGGCAGUAGGGGUACGGAUAAGAAUAGAAAAAAACUUGCCGAAUUAGAAGCCCAAUUGGUAUUGGCAUCACCAAAUUUAGUAUUACGAGUAUCGCAUAAAAGUCAAAAUCGAAUGCAAAAUUCGUAUACAUUUUUUCUCUCGAGUGAAUUUGAACGUUCACAAUGGAUUGAGGCUGUUGAGGCAUUACAACAGGGUGGUCAACCACCGGGUUCAUUGCCAUUGACAAUGUACGAACUACAGGCAUGGGUAACGGCGUGUCGAACAUAUUUGCAAACCGACAUGGGAAGUUAUUUACUUCGUUCGCGACGGGACGAGAGUCUUUUACUUGGUGAUUUACAUUUAACUCUACUUGGUCUCACACCACCAGGACUGGACAGAACUGGAGAUCUCUAUAUUAUUGUCGAGGUCGAUAGUUAUGGUCAUUACUUUAAGCGUGCACGAAGUCGAGUUGCUCGAGGUCAAGCGCCCACUUGGGGAGAAACAUUUGUAGUGGAACUGGAGGGUUCCCAAAAUUUAAGGAUUCUUUUGUACGAGGAGUGUGGAACACGUUCUGUUUUGCGGGGUAAAUGCACUCAACGAUUGAGUAGAUCAUGGCUAUUGGAAAAUCAAGUCGAUCAGGUACUUAAAGCAUUGAAUUUAGGUCCUGCAACACUUGACGUAUCAUUGAAAUUUGUACCAAGUGAAGUUACCUUAAGGAGAGUGCCCUCUGCAAAACCGCAGGGACUCUUUGGCGCAAAAAUCCAGCAAGUUUGCAAACGGGAGAAGCGAGAUGUGCCUUUCAUUGUUACGGCUUGCGUUCGAGAAGUGGAGAGGCGAGGUGUCGGUGAAGUAGGUCUUUAUCGUGUGUCCGGUUCGGCAUCCGAUUUGGCGAAAUUACGAAAAUCGUUUGAAAGCAAUUCUUACGAGGCUGAACAACUUCUCAAGGAGGUGGACGUGCAUUCGGUGACGGGAGUACUGAAACUUUACCUACGAGAAAUGCCUGAGGCAUUAUUUACCGACGCCCUGUAUCCAGCAUUCCUCGAAGCAUUUCAAACUGGUGAGGUAUCACGUAAUGGGGCAUUGCGCCGAGUUUACGAAGGUUUACCAACAGUUAACAAAGCUGUGAUCGAUUUCCUUCUAGCUCAUUUAAUUCGCGUGAAUAAGCACGAGGCUCAAAACAAAAUGUCAUUGCAUAAUUUAGCGACCGUAUUCGGUCCAACUUUAUUGCGUCCCGGAACAAGUAAUCGUACAGAUCAAAAAAGUCGUGAUCCACUUGCAGCCGGUACCGUUGAUGUUAUGGCUCAAGCCGGUAUACUUUAUUGUUUUCUACAAAUGCAAAUGCAGACGCAACAAAGCAAUCAAUCACUCUAGUCGAGAGUUUCGUACCGAUCAAUCAAUAUUUUUUACCAUACACUUUCGUGUCCCUUUUUUUCCCCCAAUACCCCUCCAAAAAAUAAACCAACUAGAAGCUUGGAAAAUAUAUCUACAUGCUUCGUUUAUUUAAAGUUAACCAGAAAUGUUUGUGGACCUCGAACAAUAUAGUUUCAGCAAAACUACCAUUGCUGAUAGACAUUUCUAUAUUGUCUUCAGUACCAAGUCACACACACACACACACACACUCUGUUAUUUAGUAGUGUGUAACAGAAAGUGAUAUAUUUUAUACUUUGCGAUUGUAUUUUUAGACGUGUCUCCUCUCACGUCGGUCUUUUUCGAGAAAAAAAAAGGAACGCUUUUUUUAAAUAUAUAAUAAAGGGAAUAAGAGGUCAAUGCUUCGAAAAGUGUACACUUUUUGCAUUUACGCGUUCCUAAAAAAAUAUAUAUAUAAAUAUAUGUAGACAAUUCUAAUAACGAUGCAAAAAAAAAAGAAACCAAACCUUUGUGAUCCUUUUAUAUAUACUUAUUAAUGUAUACUUGUCAAAUUCUUGAGAUGACCUCUCUCCCCGUUUUUUUUAUAGAACCUUUACAAAGAAAAUAAAGAAUACAAAGAGUAUAAAAAAUUAUUCUUUAUACUCGAAUGGUGUUGAAUGCUUCUCCUUCGCUUCAAGACUGAUUUUCCCGUCUCUGGUUAAAUUUUACUAGACUCUCGUUGGAUAUUUUUUUAGCCAAAUUAUACACAUUUUUUGAUAGUAAAAAAUAAAAGAAAAAACAAAACAAAACAAGGAAAAAUUAUUUCAAAAAAUAAUUUACGAUCAUUAGGUAUGAAAUAUUAAAAAAAGUAGUUUUUUAUCAAAAAGUCGAGAUUAAAUCUAUCAGUUGUGUUAGACAAUAUUCGAUAAUAUAUUAAUAUAAAUAAACUGUACUAAUAUAAUGUCAUUAAUGCAUGAGAUUUGGAUAAUGCAAAAAAAAAACAAAUUUAGCUUUAGAUAAAAUGUUUAACAUUUUAUUUUCCACUUUUUUUUCUAAUUGAGAGUGUUUAUCGAAAUUUUUGUGUGUGUAGAAAUUGUUGAAUGCGCGUGUGAAAAAAUGACAUGAGGACGCUUCUGCGCAUGCGUCGUAGAUCAUUGAUUAAAAAGAAAAAACAAGUGUACAAACAUGCGCAGAAUUAGCCAAAGGAUUGUACGCGUGCGCAAUAGCAAUCGGCUUGCCUUAGAUUAUGCGCAAUAGUUGAAAAAAUUUUCUAUAACUACGCAGUAGAUCAAAAAAGUGCUCUUUCUUUGUGCGCAGUAGAUCAAAAAAGAUAUUUUCUAUAAAUGCGCUUUAGUAACAAACGAAAAAAAAAUUUUUCUAUUCAUGCACAGUUAGAAUAAACAAUGUUUUUGAUCCAGAAAAUUAUUUUAUUUCUGCGCAAUCGAUCACAUUUUUGUUCAUAUUCGUGUGCAAUGGAUCGAACAGUGUUCUAAUUAUGCGCAAUGGAUCAAAAAGUGAUCAGAAUGCGCAGUAGAUCAGACAGAAUUCUGCUUCUGCGCAAUAGAUCAGAAAAUGCUCAAUACAUGCGCAGUAGAUCAGAAAAUGUGCAAUCUAUGCGCAGUAGAUCAGACUGCAUUCCACUUUUGCACAAUAGAUCAAAAAGUGCUCAAUACAUGCGCAGUAGAUCAGACAAUGUUCAAUCUAUGCGCAGUAGAUCAGAAUGCAUUCUAGAUCUGCGCAAUAGAUCAGAAAGUGUCCAAUCUAUGCGCAGUAGAUCAUCAAGCACUUUGUAGAGCAAAAAAUAUUCUCUCUUGCGCAGUAAAUCAAAAAAAAUUCUAAAUGUGCAUAAUAGUUAAAAGUAAAUGUAUUUUAUUCAUGCGCAGUAGCAGCUAAACGACUUGGGGAUCAAUUUUUUAAAGAAUUUUUUGAUAAAAAAAAUGAAGUAAAUUUAAUGAGAGAUGCCUGUAUAAUCAACAGUCUAUUCAUAUAACCUGAAACAAUCCUGCCGACGCACAUUCCGAAAGAAAAAUAUUUGUCAAUCUUUUUUUCAAAAUUUUUUGUGGAAAAAAGAAUUUUUUUCUGUUGUUCUCAAAACAAUUAUUGUCAUAACAAAUAAUUGUUAUUUUAAAUUAAAUAAUAGACUUUUCUCUUAAAUUUGAGUAGAUAUUUCGAUGAAAGUUUUAUGAAUAGAAAUUCUUUUUUUUUUUUAAUAUAUUGUAACAUUUUUUUGUUUGUUUGUUUAUUACAUGUGUAUGUUUGAAGAUUUGCACGUGCAUAAUAUAUUGUGUAAUUGUAAUGUAAGGAUAAUGUGCGUGACCCAAAUAAAAAGAAACCGCCUUUUGUAUAGGUAAUGUACCAAUUAUACAUACAAAAUAUUUUUCUCCAUUGUGUAAAAAAUUCUCGAAAUUUUUUUUUCAUUCUUUCAUUACAAAAAAGGAAAAGAAAUUUCGAAAUAUUUUUCGCGCGUUUUUGUACAUUUUCGCGAAGUGUAAAGACGAUUAAUCAUCACGAAUAUAAUAUUAGAGCAUUAAAUAUAUAUUGUACAUGUAUAAUUAUAUUAUAA